Zea mays is the source of this 1257-nucleotide messenger RNA. RefSeq names its product Protein TIFY 10B. Gene Ontology annotation, biological process: regulation of defense response; response to wounding; regulation of jasmonic acid mediated signaling pathway. NCBI's taxonomy places the organism in Eukaryota, Viridiplantae, Streptophyta, Magnoliopsida, Poales, Poaceae. The record is from RefSeq and is marked validated. Bases 156 to 842 code for a protein of 228 amino acids. The transcript has 5 exons. Gene Ontology annotation, cellular component: nucleus.
GCCCAGACGGCGGAGGAAGGGGGAAAGAGGAGGGCAGAGCAGCAACAGUACAUCGAGCGAGGGAGUAGAGUAAAUUGAAUCAGGUUUCGUGUCGAUUCGGAGGCUUUCGCUUCUGCUUGCGGAGUUGCGGUGGAGAUUUGAGGCCUGCGGCGAAGAUGGCACCUGCGGAAUCCGGGGAGAAGGCGACCAGCUUCGCCAUGGCCUGCAGCCUGCUCAGCCGCUACGUCAGGCAGAACGGUGCCGCCGCUGCCGAUCUCGGCCUCGCUAUCAGAGCUGAAUCCGAUGCAAAGAGGACGUCGACGGACAUGGAAAAGGGGGAGACGGGGAAGGAGACCAUGGAUCUCUUCCCCCAGAUCGCUGGAUUCGGCUCGGAGGCCGCCACGAAGGAAGCCCCUGAUGCGAGGGAGCCAGAGAAGCGCCAGCUGACUAUCUUCUAUGGCGGGAAGGUCCUUGUGUUCGAUGACUUCCCUGCUGAGAAGGCAAAAGACCUGAUGCAAAUGGCCAGCAAGGGUUCACCCGUAGCCCAGAACCCUGGCCUGCUGCCUCCCUCCACAGCUGCAACCGUUACUGACAGCACCAAGAUCGCAGCAGUGCCAGCCGCACCAAUUGCUGUGGCCAACGCCCAGAAGAGUGCAGCAGAUAUACCGCAGGCUCCCAAGGCAUCUCUUCGCAGGUUCCUUGAGAAGAGAAAGGAUCGCCUUACUGCGAAAGCACCAUACCCGGGUUCCCCUUCAGAUGUUACACCUGUGAAGAAGGAGAUGUCGGAUGGUCAGCCAUGGCUUGGGCUGGGACCUCAGAUCGCCAACCCUGAUCUGAGCUUGUCCAAGGAGGCGAGCCAGUGAUCGAUGAUCCAGCAUCACCAUCUUCAAAACUGCGAUACUCAACAGCCAUGUGUGGAAGUGUUCUGUUUUGGGCCCCUAUCAUUCCGGGUUUUUUUUCGCAUGGAUAAAUAGGUUGUACGAAAGUAAAGAACACAGCUAAUGACGGACUUCAGUAAGGAUUACCGGCGCUGGGGCAGGUUUGGCUGAUCAGCCUUUGCUGGCCUGACCCAAGUGGCCAUUUUAGAAAGAUGAAAAUGUAAUGUAGUAGUUGCUAGAACAAGUUGGCAUCUUGGGAUGUUCUGUGUUGUUUGGCUUUGGCACUGGUGCGUGUCAGUGUCACAAAGCUAUUUAUUUUCACAGAUACAUGCUAUAUGAUUUUUUUUAUUAUCUUCUGGUUGUCUCUGUAGGGUUAUGAAAUAUCACAGCUUUUCUUUCU